Molecule: messenger RNA, 4512 nt
Organism: Ruditapes philippinarum (Manila clam)
Lineage: Eukaryota; Metazoa; Mollusca; Bivalvia; Venerida; Veneridae
Product: salivary glue protein Sgs-4-like
Exons: 2
Coding region: 507-1373 (288 amino acids)
Source: RefSeq, a predicted model, not a curated record
CCUUUAUUAGUCCCCUACCGGUUUACCGGAGGGGACUUUAGGUUUACCCUCCGUCCGUCUGUCCGUCUGUCCGUCCGUCCGUCAGUCCGUCCGUCUGUCCGUCCGUCAGUCCGUCCGCUCCUAUGAGCAGAUAGUUCUGGGUUGCACAGCGAGUACGAAUAAGACUUGUGUGGAAAUUUGCUGCUUAUGGGGUGCAACCCACAAGUGGCCAUUAAAAAACACAAAAACGGCUUAUUUUCCCCACAAGUAGGGACAGUUUUACUUGCAACCCGCAAAUUACGGUUUUGUGGUCAAGGACAAUUUUUUCGGCCAAGAUUAUAAAUUAACUUCAUUUGAUAGAGCCCCAUUAACCAAUAAAAUAUCAUUUACCUUACGCAUGCGCAGAAAGCUAACGCAUGCGCAGAAACGCGAACUAGAUUUCGAUGGCGACAUCACGCGGUCACACAUCUAGAUAUUGAUAUCGGUAGCUUGGAUUCACAAGGCUUUGAUACCUGCAAGCCAAGGCCAUGAAAGAAACAGAAAGGUGUUUUAUGGAAGAUAUUGAAUAUGCUACUAAUGAAUCAGAUGAUGACUCUGUGGAAGAUAAAACAUGCUCAACAAAUCCUACUGAAAUAGAAAGUGAAUCAGAUGAUGACUCUGUGGAAGAUAAAACAUGCUUAACAAAUCCUACUGAAAAGGAAAGUGAAUCAGAUGAUGACUCUGUGGAAGAUAAAACAUGCUUAACAAAUCCUACUGAAAAGGAAAGUGAAUCAGAUGAUGACUCUGUGGAAGAUAAAACAUGCUCAACAAAUCCUACUGAAAAGGAAAGUGAAUCAGAUGAUGACUCUGUGGAAGAUAAAACAUGCUUAACAAAUCCUACUGAAAAGGAAAGUGAAUCAGAUGAUGACUCUGUGGAAGAUAAAACAUGCUUAACAAAUCCUACUGAAAAGGAAAGUGAAUCAGAUGAUGACUCUGUGGAAGAUAAAACAUGCUCAACAAAUCCUACUGAAAAGGAAAGUGAAUCAGAUGAUGACUCUGUGGAAGAAAAAGCAUGCUUAACAAAUCCUACUGAAAAGGAAAGUGAAUCAGAUGAUGACUCUGUGACAAAUAAACAGUUCUUACCUUAUCCUACAGAAGUGGAAAAUAAAUCAAAUGAUGACUCUGUGGAAGAUAAAACAUGCUUACCAAAUCUUACUGAACAGGAAAUUGAAUCAGAUGAUGACUCUGUGACAGAUAAAACUUUCUUACCUAAUCAUACAGAAGUGAAAAAUAAAUCAAAUGAUGACUCUGUGGCAGAUAAAACUGUUAAAGCUAUAGACUUGAAACUUAAUAGGAUGACAGAUCUCAUUAUGAAGAAGAGCAGUGCACAAGAACCGGUACUGUGUACCUUAUGAUUUUAGAGUUAUUGACCUUUGUUAAUUAUUAUACUUUAUUUUUGUUCAGUCAAUUCUGCUAUACAAUAAAACCUAUUAAAGCUACAUCAAUCCUGAUGUUACAUUGUUACAAUCAGUUCAAAUGCCACUUAAGUUAAGGUACAUGUACAUUGUAAGAGUGGUGUUUAUAAAUAACCUAUAUUUAAGAAGAAAAUGCCUUAGCGACUGCUAUAAUGUUCAUAAGGCGACACAUCCGAUUCACGUAGUUCUAGUUGUAAACACUAGAAACAGGAACAGAGAACACAAAGUUGAUUUAAAUUCAAAAAAGGAAAAACUAUUUUUUUUUAAUUUUCUUAUUAAAGAUUUGUUUAAAGCGACUAUCCAAUAUAUGGUAGUUUGGUUAUCUCUUUUAAAUACUAUAAAAUGUACCACAGUAUCAUUUUUCGUAUAUAUAAAACUAGAAUAUUGACUCAGAAGUAACAGAUUAUUGGUUUUGAGACUUUCAUACUGUUAUAUUUUUAAACUGUUGUCUACGCUUUAUUUUGUAAACAUUGAAAAAGUUUUGUUUUUAUGUAUAGUCAACAGUAUUUGCAUGUGUUGUAAGUGAGUUGUUCAGUCAUAUUUCUCUUAUGGAAAUUGGAAAGUUUUACUUCUGCUCGUGUUUAAUAGCUGUUACCAUAUACAGUGAUACUUAAUGCAAUUUAUAUUGAAAUAACAACAGUAAUCUGUGAGAUAGCAUCUUUAAGGUAGACCAUUUUAAGAGUAUUCAAAUGUAGGCUAGAAUCACUAGCCAAAAGAGGCAUUUUAUUUUCUUUUUAACAUUAUUUAUGUAUCUUACAAAUCCCUUAUGGAACAAAAAACAUGUUUGAUUUUAAUUACAUUAUUAUUGUAGGUAUUAUUUGCUAAAUAAUGUCAAAUUUAAUAGCAAAAUAUGAUACCAGAUAUUUUUGGUUUAAUAAAAUAAUAACUACACGGUAAAAUAAAAAACUACACGGUGAAAGUAUGUAAUAUUUUGCAAGAUCAACCAAUAAACUAUUAAGAAAAUUUAAGCCCCUUAUUUUGGUAAACUUUAGGGAUAUUUUAAAUAAGAGUUUUUAUAUAGGGAAAUGGUCAAAUAAGUGUUUAAAGUGGGUGGGGUAGGGUAACAGUCACAAACAUAUUAAAAACAUUUUGUCUCUAAACAACCAUUUUGCUUGUGUAAUUUGUUACCUGAAUGAACAAUGAACAGUAGGAAAACAAUUUUCAUAAUAAUGAUCUUAUAGAUUUUUUAGAGUUUCCUCAUUUCUAAAAAAAAAAACCUUCCAAUAGCAUAGUUUUAGUUCAGGAAAAUGUCCAAAACUCAAAAACCACACAGUAAAUUUUAUUUUAAUUUUGCAUACAGGUGACCUUUAAGGUAUAUAACUGUCCUAUGUUAUCAAUCUUUAUAGUGCCCAUUAGAAGUGGUCUACCUUAAACCAUUUUAUUUAUUUGCCUAUAGAAAAAGUAGAAAAGGUUGAGCAUUGCAGGCAUCGUGUGGUGGCUCUUGUUUAUGUUGAGAGAUAAAAUUAUUCGCUUUUACUCAGAAAAUACAAUUGAAAUUCUUUUAUGCAUUUUAGGCAUUUUUAUGAAAGUAGUUCAUAUAGAAUAUAAAUAUUUUUCAAUACUUAAACAGUGACAUUAAAACGUUAUUAUUAACUAGGUUUUCCUAUAAAAAAUGUGUAAACUGAACUGGUCACUUUAUCAAGUUUUGGUUGAUUGUGUCUGUGCUUUUUGAGGGGAUGGGGGGUUUGUAACAAUUUUCUAAAUAAAUGCAAUUUUUGUUGAUCUUCAUGUAUUUUUUAGUUUAUUAAUUGAUAGAGGAUAUUGAAUGAGUGUAAGUUAAAUACUGAAUUUAUUGAACUCAUUGAAUAAAAUUAUAUUAUGCGAGUCUCUGGCAAGCAUAUUCUGUUCAAUGAGCUCAAUAAAUUUAGUAAUGAACUUACUUGAAUUUAAUAUUGAUAAAGAAACAUUUUUCAUUAAUGCAUCUAUAGAAUGACGCUAACAUUAAGGGUGUCUUAUUGCUAUGUUUUAUGAAGCAAAUGAUGUGACAUCAAAAUAUAUGCACGGCUGUGCAAUACCAUUUUUACGAUGUAGCAAAAGUGGCAGGUAUGUGAUAAAUUAGUUUGUUAAAUUUUCAAACAAACUUGUUAUGAUGUCUUAAGAAUGAAGAAUUGUAUGAUUGGAAACUGUCAAUACUGUGGCGAUUUUAAGGGGUAUAUUUUGCCAGUUUUGCAACAAGGCUCUGGGUGGCAUUUGUGUUAUUAUGACGUCUCUAUUUUUAGGGGUGAACAGCCCCAAAAAUUGAUGUAAAUAAUGCCUUGGUAAAGCAUGUCAGAACAUUUCUAUCUCGACUUUUCACAAUCUUCCUCACCUGAUCAUUGUUGUCAUUUUUAGUAUCACUCUUAUAGGUCAUGAGGGGUAUUAUAAAGUUUGAUAACUUGUAAUGGAAUUUGAACAUAUGGCUGUUUUGGGUAAAGCUUUUUAUGCAAAGUACUAUGUAUGUAUAUUUCAUGCAGUCAUUGAUUAGAUAACUUCAAUAACGCCUACUUGGGACAUGUAAAAUCAAGUUGGGUAUGAGACAGAAUGUUUAUAGUUUUGCAUUCAAGUUACUGCAUUUAUCUUGUAUAUUACUGAUAUGAUUUAUUUCAAAAUAAUUAAAUAAAUAAAUAAUAAAUUAAAUAAACAUUUUUGUUGAGCUGAACAGCAAAAUAAAAAAAAAAUGGUUGCCUAAAUUUCAUCAAUUAACAUUUAGCUCUUUUUAUAGAAUUUUUAGUAUUUUGCAGUCAAAAGGUUUUACUAGUGGAGUAUAAUGUCUUUCAAAUUGCCAUGUUGUUUAAGGUUGAUUGCAGGUUAAUCUCUGUAACCACUGUACUGUAAUGUUGAAAUUCAUGUUUUUAGGUCAUUAUGUAAGGACAGUGAGGCAAAUAUAUAUUGCCCGCAUUUAGCUAAAUUGUUACAUGAUUGUUUCAAUUUAAAUUGUUUGACCCAGCUUGGGGCCACCUCUUAGGAGAGGCUUUGCAGAUAUAGAUAAGUAGUUUUAUUAAUUUUUGAUAUUUUAUUAUACUGAAGAUGUGAUUGGUGUCAAUGUUAAGUCUAGUCAUGAUGCAUAGUGAAAUUUGGAUAAAAUAAAUAUUGUUCAUAA